AUGCCGGAAAAUGGGUGGGAGAGAAAAAAAAUGAGAGACGGCUAGUUGUAUGUAGCCUUGGACGAUUCACCUGGAUGGCUCGUGCAUCAGGAAACGCGAUCAGAUCCUAAAUCAGACCUUUAAACCUCGAUCAGACGGACACGGUCGGAAUAACGCCAUGCAGGACUCCACUCCGUAUUGUGGUUACCCACCAAACUACUGGUAUGCUCCUCCAACCGGACCGUACAGCAACGCAUACCCGUCUGGGGCCGAGAUCAACGGUCAAGCGCCGUACAAUCCACAGGUACCGAAAAACAUCGGAAUAUUUUCCUUAUGUGAGGCAAUGCCGGCGUACCCGAACGGAGUGUAUAACCCGGGUCAGUACGCACCCAAUGUCCUUCACCCUUCCAAUCCGUUCUACUGCAGCGAUCAGAUCCCUCCCAGACAGCCGCAGUACCACAGUCAGGACCGAACCCCGGCCAGCUCACCUCAGCCCCCAUACCCUGUACCACACUGCCAGGGGGCUCCUGGAUUCCCACCCAGCUCGUACCCGCCCUACGGAGAUGGCUGCCCCCCUAAUGCCCCCUACCCCGCCCAGCAGCCUGUACCAUCUUGCCCUCAGCCUGAACCCUGGCCUCAUUCAGCAGGAUAUGGGCCCCAAGCGCACUUUCCCAACCACACACGCCCUCCACACCCUCCACCCUGGCACGGGCCCGCUCCUCCUCCAUACGACCACAUUAAGCACAAAGAACCGCCGUAUCCAGGUCAUCUGAACAACCGGAACCAAGCCAAACCUCGCCCCAGCACGCCCAACUCCAGCCCCGCCCCCAACCCACCUCCAAACAAACCGGUGGAGUUCAGCGCCCCGGCUCAGAUCUACAACAAGACGUCCUCCGGAGGCGGGAACCAGCCCAGACCCCCGCCGCAGCAGAGGGACCCUCCCCCGCCCGUGCCGCAGCCAGCGAUCAGCGAGAACCCGGGCCUGGCUCGCGUGCAGGAAGUCCUGGCCAGGGUCCAUCUGCUGCAGGAAGACGUGGACGAGUUUGUGGGCAAAAAGACGGACAAGAGCUACCGCUGUCUGGAAGAGCUGCUCACCAAAGAGCUGCUGGUCCUGGACUCGGUGGAGACCAACGGCCAGGACGCCGUGCGCUCGGCCCGCAAAGAGGCAGUGCAGAAGAUCCAGGCCAUCCUAGAUCGCCUGGAGAACAAGGCCUUCUAGAGAGCGCUGUGUGUGUGUGUGUGUGUGUUGAUGACUCUGCUUCUCUGCAGAUGUUUAUUUGUGUUAAUUAUUCUGUUUAAAUAAGCCCUAGAUGUUACGCUCACAUACAUAACCUUCAUAUCAUGAUUAGAUUUUUCAGAUUUUAUAUCAGACAUCAGAUAUUGUUCCAUCAGCACACACACUGCCAUCCAGUCUGAUCACUCACAUCCGAUUGUGUGUCUCACUGACUUCCUGCUCCUGAGUAAGCUCCUCCCUCCUCCUCCACGCUGGGUUUCAGCACUAUAAACGCACAAAGUUCUCGUCUUCUCAUCUUCCUCUUAGCUUGUUCUCAAUCACGCUAGCUUAGCGUCCAUGUAACUAAAGCAUUAGAUCGGGAGGCAGGUCUGAUCUCAGCAGCUGUGCACUUUGCUGGUUGCUGUAGGUUUGUUUCUCGGUCUUCUGACCCACCCUCUCACUGUUUUUAACGCUCCCUCGUCGACUUCCUGUCACCGUUUCCCCUCUGCUGAUUCUGUGAGUUUUGUUCUGUAUGAAAAUCAGCAGCACUGAACUCAGAAGCAGCUGUUUAUCGGUAAAGCAAUAAAUAAUUUCGUGUUUUAAUACGUUAACUUCAUCACUUGCUGUUAUCUGUUCGGAUCAUUUUCCCUUUUGUCCUUGACUGCUGUUUAACUUUACCCUAAAUGACUCUGAGGCUUCGUCUCAAAUCGUUCACACGAUAAACACUGUGCACUUGAAUCAUGAAACAAUGAAUGGAAGAAACUUCCAUUUUACACCAAAAUAAAGCUGCUAUAAAAAUACCUUUUGCUCAGAGGGUCGGCCAUUUGGGAUAGUUCCACCCGAUGGCCCCGCCCCCUUUCCCACCCAGUAGCUGUAGUAUCACUUCACCUCCAUAUUAAUAAAGCCGAACCACGAUAAGCUCGAC
Hemibagrus wyckioides is the source of this 2117-nucleotide messenger RNA. It is a transcript of the gene bag4, whose product is annotated as BCL2 associated athanogene 4. The record is from RefSeq and is a predicted model, not a curated record. Gene Ontology annotation, biological process: protein stabilization. The coding region runs from base 158 to 1198 and encodes 346 amino acids. The transcript has 5 exons. Lineage: Eukaryota; Metazoa; Chordata; Actinopteri; Siluriformes; Bagridae. Gene Ontology annotation, molecular function: adenyl-nucleotide exchange factor activity; protein-folding chaperone binding. Gene Ontology annotation, cellular component: cytoplasm; membrane; cytosol.